Molecule: messenger RNA, 2640 nt
Organism: Lingula anatina
Lineage: Eukaryota; Metazoa; Brachiopoda; Lingulata; Lingulida; Lingulidae
Product: 14-3-3 protein zeta
Source: RefSeq, a predicted model, not a curated record
UUGAUAACAUAUGUAAGUUGUUCGGUUAAGGAAAUCCGCCAUUUUGUGUUAACCAGCAAGGGACAGGCUAACACUUUGAUCAUUUUUGUGCACAAUUUUCAGCAUGUCUGAUUCGGCCAAGAAAGAUGAGCUGGUUCAAAAAGCCAAGCUCGCGGAACAAGCUGAGCGAUACGAUGAUAUGGCUGAGGCGAUGAAAGAAGUAACAGAACUCGGCGCAGAUCUGUCCAACGAGGAGCGAAAUUUACUCUCUGUUGCGUACAAAAAUGUGGUGGGUGCUCGCCGUUCCUCGUGGAGAGUUAUCUCCAGCAUUGAACAGAAGACGGAAGCAACUACGAAAAAGCAAGAAAUGGCUAAACAGUACCGGGAAAAAGUCGAAUCUGAAUUGAAAUCUAUUUGUCAAGAUGUGUUGAGGCUGUUGGACGAACACUUGAUACCUAAGUCAAAGAAUGGUGAAAAACAUGAAAGUAAUGUAUUUUACCUCAAAAUGAAAGGGGACUACUACAGAUAUCUAGCAGAAGUGGCAACUGGGGAAGACAGGACGACAAAUAGCCAAAAUUCGGAUAAUGCCUAUGAAGAAGCGUAUAAGACUGCCAAAGAUGAAAUGAAGCCUACACACCCCAUACGACUUGGCCUGGCAUUAAACUACUCAGUAUUUUUCUAUGAAAUUAUCAAUUCUCCUGACAGGGCAUGUCAGUUAGCAAAAACGGCUUUUGAUGAUGCUAUAGCCGAGUUGGAUACUCUGAGUGAGGAUUCGUACAAGGACAGCACACUAAUCAUGCAGCUGCUUAGGGACAAUUUGACGUUGUGGACUUCAGACACGCAGGCAGAAGGGGAAGAAGCGCAAGAUCAUGAGAAUAAUUAACCUUUUUCUCUGCUCAUUGAACAAUAUCAGAGACUACUGAAACUGAUAUAAAACUUUCAACAAUUUAUCGUAAAGCAAACUAAGCAAAGUGAGAAUUUAAAAAAAAAACGAUGAGGAAAAAAAUGUGCUCAUGUGGUCAGACUUGGCACGGUGGAAAUCGACAGGAAAUUUAACACUUUGUUUGAGCUACUUUCUUAAUUGGUUUUUGAUUUCAACAACAACAUGGUAAACAUGAAAACGUGACAGUACCCCCACUGCCCCCCACCCCCACCCCCAAGAGACGAAGGCAAAAAUAUGGGGAGGUGGGUGGGAGGGCAGCUGCAUAGCGUUUCAUUGCCAAAAUAAUGUAUUCAUUGUCGUGACAAAGGGGGAGUAAGGCACUUUUGCCAGUACGUAGUCAUCUACAGUUGCUUAAUUCCAACAGGUGCACUCUAGAUAGUACUAGUAGGCACACCUCUGUUUCUCUUUAGAAUUUACUUUAAGCAAACUCCUGGUUCCCUAUAUCACAGCAGGGCAAUGGCCCCGUUUCUGUCUCACCACUAAAGCUUGCCCUUGUACUAUCAUUUUUCUCUGCAAGGAGGAAAAAACGUCUUUCAUGUACUUUUCAGUUCAGCUUGGGUGUUAAGAGGGUGGUUAUGGAUCGAUUCUUAUAACAUGCCAAAAUGAAGUUAACUUUACACCACUGCUGGCUAUGUUUCAGCUGUGUGGUUUGUGAAGAGAUAAACAAGGUGAAGGGAUCUGUAUUCACGCUAAGGCUUACUUCCCCCUUUUUCUUGAUGUUGUGCCAUUUCUUCCUCUGUCUGAAAGACUCGGCCCAAACAUUUACAGACCAUAUGCCAUGUAACCUUGAUAUUGUCCCAUUUCAUAUUUUAACCAGUUAAGAACAUUAACAGACCAAAUGUUAUAAUUAAAAUGUUUCAGCAGUUGACCAUAAGCACUGCAGUGCGUCAUCUCUAGUAAGUGGUCUUUCAUAGGGCAUUCAGAAUUUGGUCUUGAAAAGUGGCAUAAAUGCUGUUAAAUGUGCACAUUCAUACGCUACUUGCUGCCCAUAGCAAGACUGGCAAGUUUUGACCAUCCUAGACAAAACCUGGCUGAUUUCUACAAGACCACGUAACUAAGCCAACUGUAUGUGUGUUAAGUUUGUGUAUUGCCAUAACUGUAUUGACUUUUAAUAAACUUCCCCUAAGCCACAGAUGUUACCUUCUCAAGUGUCAGCUCAUUUAUGUAGAUCAUUAUUAAUUGUACUAUUAUUUGUUUUGAAUGUUAUUGAAAUCAAAAAUGGCAAUGAAGACCUGUGCAUAAAGUAUAGACAAGUCGAGCCCACUGUGUUUAUUAAGUUUGCUUUAGCAAUGGAAAAGUUCCAAUUGUGCUUUUGAAUGUGUUCGUAGCAUGAUCAUAUGGUAUCGGUUUUUAAGUUGUAACCCACUUUACUAUGGAGCAUCAGAAGAAAAAAAAAUUGACAAAAUCUUGUUGUUAUUAUUAGCAUUAUUAUUAUUUGAAGAUCAAAACGAGGUCACACGAAGUGGAGAUAGAACUGCGUGGUAGUUUUCCAUCACUCGUUUCAAUAGUUAUAACAUCUUUUUGACUCGUAGAAUAGUAAAUAAGUAGGUCUAGAAAACUCCCUUGAGGGUUGACUUUAUUAUUAUAAUAAUUAUUUAGUUAACUCUAGUUGUUACUGCAAGAUUGUAUUUCUGAAUACUAUUAAAUGUUGUCAACUUUGAAUGCAAUGAAGUGGAUGUGAUGUAAAACACGAAUAAUAAUGCUUCAUUCGUUAUAUA